AUGUCUAGUGUGACAGUUCACCUUAGUGUUUCUGAAGGUUGGAAACUUUGGUACACGCAUAUGCAAGAAUAUGCAAAGAAUAAGAAGGUAUCAGACUUCAUCAAUCUUGAUAAAUCUGAUAUCUUCUCUGAACUAAAAGAACCUCUGAAACCUGAGUAUUCAGAAGAAUUUAUCACAGAAAUAGUAUAUAAUAUCAAGAUCACUGUGUGA
Messenger RNA from Blastomyces gilchristii SLH14081, 210 nucleotides. RefSeq lists its product as uncharacterized. The record is from RefSeq and is a predicted model, not a curated record. The transcript has a single exon. Lineage: Eukaryota; Fungi; Ascomycota; Eurotiomycetes; Onygenales; Ajellomycetaceae. The coding region runs from base 1 to 210 and encodes 69 amino acids.